UGUUAGGGCAACUCCAACCGGCUCCUUUCUUGGCCCCCUACCCGUAAAAAGAAGAGAAAACGCAAAAAAUUGUCUCCAACCGACUCCCGUUACAGCCCCCAGUCCGUCGGGCAUCCCUACUCCUCCCCUCUCCACCCCCACUCGGAGGGAAGCUCCCGGGACUCCCGAUUCGACUGACCGGAGCAACCGCCGCCUCUCCCGCGCCCUCUCGGAGGUUUCAUCGUGGAGGUGCGUUUUCCAUCUCCUCCUUCCCCAUGCUCCACCUCCCGCUGCCGCCCAUCGUUGCCUCGAUUUGGGCCGGCAGCCAUGGCCACCGCGUCUGGUUCUCCCGCCGCCGCCCUGCACCGCGCCGGGCCAGAUGUGGGCCGCUGCGCUCCCCACGCCCCCUGCCUGCCCUCCGCCACAGAGAACCGGAGAGAGAGAGAGACCAACCUGGGAGAGGAGGUGGUCGGCCCCCGCCGUUGUGCCCUCGCGCGAGUGCAGCUCGGGCCGCCGGCCCGGUCGGCCGCCGCCCCUGUGCCAUCUGCCGCGGUCGGGCGCCGCCCCCUGCGCCAUCUGCCCCGGUCGGCCGCCAGCCCCUGCGCCAUCCGUCGCGAUCGGCCGCCGUCCCUUGCGCCAUCCCCUCCUCGAGUUCCCUCCGCCCAUCCGCACAGCACACCGAAGGGCCCUCUACCCGCCGCGGCGCACACCGGAGGGCACUGCCCCCUCAACCCCUUUGCGUCGGAGACCAGAGGGCGCCGCCCCCUCAGCCCUCUGCGCUGCACACCAAGGGCGUCGGCCCCUCCACCGUGUGCGCCCCCAUCGGAGAGAGAGAGAGGGAUUGGAGAUUGGAGAGAGGGAGAGAUGUGGGGGUUCAUAGAAGAGUUGCGGUUGAGAGAAGAGCAGAGAGAAGAGAGCAGUUUAGAUAGUUUUGUUGCAAAUUCAGAUAAUUUUGUUGUUUUCAAAUGCAUAUGAUUUAUGAUAGCUGUGCAUUUGUCACAUGCUGUAAUUUAAUUGUUUUGCAUUGUGAUGUUGUGAUGCAGGGGUAGGAAUGGCUAGCUUCAUGGACUUGUUGAACGGAGGAGCUGGGGGCGAGUGGGAAGACUCCCAAUAUGCAAGCCCCCCUGAAGAACAAAUCAUUGCAGGACAUCAAAUUGUCGAAGCUACUCCGGUUGUGACACAAAAGGUGAAGAGAGGUGGAAAUUUUAGUGAGAAGGAGGACCUUUUGUUGGUCUCGGCAUGGCUUAAAAUAAGCCAAGAUGCAGUCCAGGGCAUUGAUCAAAACCGUAGUACGUAUUGGAAGCGUAUUCAUGAUCACUACCAUGCCCAUAGGAAUUUUGAUUCGGAUCGUAAUGUUAGCUCGCUCUCUCACCGUUGGGCUCUCAUUCAAGAAGGUGUAAACAAGUUCUGUGGCUGGUAUGCUCAGAUUCAAAAUAGGAGGCAAAGUGGUGUGACAGAGCAAGAUAAGGUACAACAAGCAUGUGCGAUCUACAAGGAAAAAGAUCCGAAGAAGAGGUCAUUUCCUUUCUUGCAUUGUUGGAAUGUGGUGCAGCACGCACCAAAGUGGAAUGACGCAAUCUCUCAUAAAAAACAGAAGACAAGCUCCAAUGCAAGUCCAAGCUCAUGCACUCCUGGAACCAAUGAAAGGCAUCAUGGUGAUGAGGAAGAUGGUGUCACUCAUAGUUCUCCAAUGAAAGGAAGGCCGGAUGGUAGGAAGAAGGAGAAGGCCCGGCGAUAUAAAAAUACUAUCUCACAAGGAGAUACCCUUUGCAUGGAGGCAAUGAAAAAUCAUUGGUCGAGGAGGGAAAAGAUUGAUGAGUUGAAAGAGAUGAAGAAAAAAGAACGUAAUGAUGAGAGGCUUGCACUUGAGACUAGGAGACUUGAGUUGAAACAAGAAGUUAAGAAUAAAAAGAUUGAGGCCUACAAACAAGUAGAGAAUAGGAAGCUUGACAUCCAGGAAAAAGAACUUCAGUUGAAACAAUCCAUGGGAGAUGAGCGAGUGAUGAAUAUGGAUCUGAGUGGUUUGAGUGAGAGGCAAAAAAGAUUCUACAUGAGCCUACAAGAUGAGAUCAUUGCUCGACAGGAGCGAGGUGGCGCGAGUUGAGAUCUCAUGCAUGAACUUUGAUGUAUAAACUACAUGUUUGGACUAUGUUCUAUGU
This is a messenger RNA of Phragmites australis (common reed), 2138 nucleotides long. RefSeq names its product glutathione S-transferase T3-like. NCBI's taxonomy places the organism in Eukaryota, Viridiplantae, Streptophyta, Magnoliopsida, Poales, Poaceae. The coding region runs from base 1031 to 2083 and encodes 350 amino acids. The record is from RefSeq and is a predicted model, not a curated record. The transcript is spliced from 2 exons.